CCCCUAUGCUCAGUUCGUAACGUCAGGUAGCUGGAGUUUAGCCCCUAAGCUACUCUCGAUCUCUCCGCUUCAGUCCUUGACUAGUGUGCAGAAUACUCCAUUUGUUGGAGUUGGAGACAAUCCUCCUCAGGGCCUAGGGCUAGGGACCAAUAGGAUUCUAUGGCUAAUCUUGAAGGCAACCCUUGUAAGCCAAUUGGAGCUCCCGAGCCUUUUCUUAGAAGCAACAAAGACGAGGUGUGCUGCACUACCCCUUCGUUUAUCGCCAACCUGCUCAGAAAUGACGGAAUGACUCCAGUGUCUGGUGUUAGUGAGAACGUUAGUGCUUGCCGUGUUUGUGAUGAGAGUGGUGAUGUGGUUGAGGGAGCACGGCCAUUAAUGCCCCCCACCAUUGAAGAGCUGGAGGCCAUCGAGAGUGAGGGCAACAAAGGGCAAAAGAAAGACGAUGAAGAACCCCAUGACAAAUUGAUGAGCAGUCUGAUACGAGCGGAGAGUCCACCGGCAGAGAAAAGGUCCUUACAGCCUCCCACUUUAGCUGAGCUGGACGCCCUCAAGGAAGAUGACAAGGCAGACCCUCAGGCUAGUAAGAUCCCCGAGAAAGGUCUCCACAUGAGAGAUCUGAGGAAGUUUCUCCUCCCAGAAGCUCUGGCCUCUCUGGAACUUGACACAAAGGACGACGAUUACUGGCAAGCGUGGAAUGACACGUUUAAGAUAUUUCUAGCCACCAUUGCCGACAAAAAUGGAAAUUUCUUUGCCUAUCAAUUCCUGCGAAAGAUCUUUAAUCCUCUACGCAAGUGUGGUAACUGUAGAAAGUACAAUACAAGUGUGCUAGUGACUGAGAAUAACCCUCUCGAGUUGUUCAUCACCGACCGAGGCAUAUUGGGACGAAUUAAAGUCCACUGCAUCAAUUGUGGGGAGACAGAGCCCCUUGUUUCGUGCGAAGACCCAGAAGAGAUCCCAACGGACGUAAAAUCUCUGAUCACCUUGGAAAAAACCAAGGGGAAUUUUGUGAAGAGGUUUACUCAUCACGAGGUACUCCAUGAUCUGAUGGAGCUCUUGCACAUUGCGGCCAUCGAGCACUGUGCAGAGAACAAGAAGAGACAUUUGGAGCUGGCUGAAUUUCUUCUCGUUAAUGCACGCAAGGUCUGCGAACAGUGGUGUCGUUUGGAAUAUCGCGAACUUCGUGUCAAGAAGUUUAUUCGAUUUCGUGAAGAAGUGCUACUCGUGGCGCACAACCCCUCCUACAUGCCUGCCUGUACACGCGAGUACAUGGAAAUGUACGAAAUGAUGGCCAAUUCAUUCCGUCAAAAUCGAGAUCACAUUCAUACGAUCCUUCAGGCGAUCAAGGAUUCCUUGAUAGAUUCCCCUUCGCGUUCGCAAUGCAUGUUCUGGAUUGCCAUUGCCCUUCUGCAUGCUGAGAACUACUACAAGUUCAAGCAAAAGUAUGACCCUCGAUCGUGUAUGCGUAUAGACGAAGGUGAAUACUGGGCCUUACAUGAUCGCUAUAUUGGCCUUGAUGCUCCAGUCGGGGUUAAAAAGAUUCCUGUAGUUUUCGUACUUUUCGAGCUGCCCCGUUUUUACCAUUAUAUUGAGUUUUUGGAAAAGAACUGUGGUCGACGAGCAAAGAUCUAUUUGACUAAGGAAGAGCGAUACGAAUUGGGAAGAGCUGAAAAAGAAGCAAUAAAGCGAGGAUUCUCACGACCGAAAAAAACCGGGGUGAUUAUUUCGCCAGAGAAACAUCUGGACUUUCUGAUGAGGCAGGAGGAGCUCGUGAAGAUGACAAGGAACAAGGAGUUUGUCAGUGCCUUCAACAAAAAGCAACAGGAUAGCAAAAAAAGGAAGAGAGAAAAACGAAGAGCGAUCAAAGGCAUUGACACUAGCAAAACUACUAGUAAAACCAUUGACAAGAAGAUUUCUUCAGUGAAAGAACCUCAUUCUAUUUCCCAACAGAAUACCGCCCAAGUCAAGGAAGAGGCUGAUGCAUUGAAGGAUGUAUGUAAGGAUGAAGAGAAAGUCACUGAAAAACCUGCAAACAAAUCGAAUGGCACCAAGAUAGAAGAGGAGCUUGAAGUCAACCCUGCAAAUUUGCAUGACAAGAAAAAUGAUGAAGCAGACCUGUCAGGAGAUAUCGAUUCAGAUGGAAGACCUGCGGACAUCUUCGGUUCCAAUAAACCAGCUGCAGAAGGUAUAGACUCUUGCACGUUGAAAUAUUCUCAAAAUGAUCCUGAUACCGCCAGCAUGCAGUCGAGCUCUUCUAUUGUUGAAGUGCCUUCAGGUUUCACGUCACCGCCUGUAGAGGCACUGGAUUCCCCACUAGAUCCUGCGCUAGAGUUACAAUCUAAGCCAUUGAACCUCAAGCCACAUCUUGACACUUUAGAUCGCCUAUCAUCACACGAAUCCAAACAAACUCUGGACCCAUUAGAUCGCAUAUUGGUACCAGACCCAAAACCUAACUUGGACCCGCUAGACCACUCAUUGUCAUUGUACCCAAAGCCUAUGUUGGGCCCAUUUGACCCCCCAUUAUUGUCGGACCCAAAGCCUAAGUUGGAUUCUCCAAACAUCCCCUUAUCACCAGGCGCAAAGCCUAAGUUGGACUUACUUGAGCGCUCAUUGUCACCGGGACCAAGGCCCAUGCUUGUCCCAUCUGACCCCCCAUUCUUAUCGGACCCAAAGCCUAAGUUGGAUCUACUAGACCGCUCCUUGUCACCAGAUGUACGUGUAAAGCCUAAGUUAGACCUAUUUGACCGCUCCCUGUCACCGGGGCCGAACCCUAAGGUGAAGCCAUUAGAUUGCGUCUCUUCAUCAAAACCAGAACUGAAGUUGGAUCCACUAGAUCGCCCAUUGUCCCCAGACCUAAAGUCUAAGUCAAAAUCACUUGGCCCCUGGCUCUCACCAGGCCCAACAUUGUCGCCUGACCCAAAGCUAGAGCUCGAUGACACUGAAGAAUUCCUCGACCUCCAAUCAUAUCUCAACUCGCAGCCUAAAAUGGACCAAGCAGAAGUAGACGCCUUAAUUGAAUCAAAUUCUUACAUCAAGCGGUCACUAGAAAUGUACGCCAAAAUGAACCCUGCACGUAAGAGUAGCCCACUCGGAGACUUCCCGAAAGAAUCUCCUGCUGUACACCCACCAUCAUAUGACGCAUCCCAAUCAUCGUUGAAUCUUUCUUCUGAUACCCGUGAGUCAAAAGAGUGGCCGUGUGCAAUGAUACUUUCUACCAAUGAUAUACAUGUGAAAACCCCAAAGGAUGCACUUGUAGUAGACCCAAUCGAAAAGAAAAAAUUGCUGGAAGAAGCCAUUCGAGCAAAGGUAGUUGAGGAGCAUGGUCCCAUCGAUGAUCAAGCAAUUUUGGUUGUGGAAGAAGGAAAAUCGCCUGUCAGUAUUCAGGAGUGGGUUGACAACAAAUACUUAGACACAGAAGCAGUGGACGAAAUAGGGCGACAACUUUUGGAGAAGUUCUCUGGAAAAUCCACUGAUGAGCCUUCUGCCACCAAUAGUAAAGAGUCAAGGAGUAAGCUACUGUACUUUAACGAACUUUUGAGAGAGUGUCUCCUAGAAGAAGAAGCGAAGGCUAAAGUAAAGCGUUCAACACCAACAGAAUCGACUGAACAGGAAUGCAAAGAAAACGAUGAAAUGGUAAAAUCUCUGCUUUUUACACAAGCUCACUCCACCAUUCAAACUCUCCUUGAGUGUGGCGAUGCAUCCAGGCUGGGGCUGUAUCUAGACUGUGUCUAUCAAAAGGAAGUAAUGGAUAGUUUUCUCUGUCAUAUUGAUGAGAAGGUGUGCAACAGAGCACUUGAUAUGGACCCAGAUGAGAUUAGAGAGACGGCACGGUUGUCUGUCGUCGAUUACCGGAAUGUAAUUGCUUCAGAGCUGAAGAAGCACUCUGAGAAAAAGAAGAAAAGAAAAGCAAGGAUAAUCGCACCUGAGGUUGAUCCAGCAUUCAAGGGUAAAAUGAAUCCAGGCUCGUAUUCGUUCCGUGGUUUGGCUGUAGGGGGUGAGAAUCAGCCUAGCAACCUCCCCCGCAAUGCCAUGAUGUGUACCCAGGUUUCUACGGACCUACUCAGAUCUCAGGGUUACAAGGUGGACACAGAUUGCAAGAUGGUGUCUGUGAUUGCAGACAAUGAUGGAGUGAUUCAGAAGAUUGUGGAAGGUUUGGACACUGCAGAGGACAUGCAGCACUUCAUCGAAAGACAACUCAAAGUCCCCAAGAAGAACAUUACUGACGGGGCAGGCUACAUGGUGUUGCCUAGCAGCAAUAAGCCUGGUGGCAUUGUUGGCUGGAAAAAUGCUAAAGAGGAGCCAGUGAAGUUCACAGGGAACCCGAAGAAAGCCAAAAAGAAGGCUAAGAAACUGGCAAAAGAACCAAAAGCUAAAAAGAAUGAGGGUGAGCGAAUCACACUGGGCAAACGUUCUUUUACCCAUGAUGAGAUCCGUGAAAUGUCUACUGGAGACCAUCCUCUAAUGGAGGGUCUUCCUGACAUCGACCUCGAUGUUGACCCCUUCGACGUGGAGGCUCUCAAGGCCAUGCACCCCUGGCUCAAGAUUGUUGAAAAUGCUGUGAUGGAGCCUAAAAAUGAAGAGGAGCGUCAAGCAGUGUACGAUAAAAUGAUGACCCCGGUCCCGGUGAAGGGUCUUGACCCUGAUACCCCUCGACAUAUUAUUGCUUUGCCUCAAGGUCGAGAGAAUGCCGAAGAUUAUUCCAAGAAUGGUGUUGACCCGGUGGAAGAGUACAAGGCAAACUUUAAGCUUUCUUCGCAGCUCAAGUCCGAGAUUAGCGCACACAGCAAUAAGGACACAAGCAUAUCAGAAGAAAAACUUUCGGGAGGGAUACCACAAAAAAUGUCUUCAAGACUUCCUGAUUCUCCUACAGUAAGCACAUCAGAAAAAAAAGUUUCAGGAGGGAUACCACAAAAAAUGUCUUCAAGACUUCCUGAUUCUCCUACAGUAAGCACAUCAGAAGAAAAACUUUCGGGAGGGAUACCACAAAAAAUGUCUUCAAGACUUCCUGAUUCUCCUACAGUAAGCACAUCAGAAGAAAAACUUUCGGGAGGGAUACCACAAAAAAUGUCUUCAAGACUUCCUGAUUCUCCUACAGUAAGCACAUCAGAAAAAAAACUUUUGGGAGGGAUACCACAAAAAAUGUCUUCAAGACUUCCUGAUUCUCCUACAGUAAGCACAUCAGAAGAAAAACUUUCGGGAGGGAUACCACAAAAAAUGUCUUCAAGACUUCCUGAUUCUCCUACAGUAAGCCCACGAAAGAAAUUUUCAAAAGUUCCCGAUUCUCCUGCAGUAAGCCCUCGAAAGAAAUUUUCUAAAUUUCCUGAUUCUCAAGCAGACACGUCACCUUUACUGUCAAUGCUAGAGCCUCAUUUGUAUAGCCCAGAGAAGAAGGUGAGUGACGAUGACGAGCAGAGACGCAAGCUGUUAACAAAGGAACAGGAGAGAGAUGUCCUGGAAUCAACUGAGAUUAUUGAUUUGUUGAAGGCCAAGGCCGAUAAGAAAAAGAAUAAGAAUAAAACAAUAAACUACGAGGAGUCUAGUAUCCCACAUCGACAGAUGAGAAUUCUGGAUGCUAUGGAAGUUCCAUAUCGUUUGGAUAACAUUAUGGUAAUGACUGAACCUGUCAUGGAUGGAGGCCUUAUUAGCAAAAUCACCCUGCUACCUUUCGAAAAUUCAAAUGAUGUCCCCCAGCCUAAGUCGUCGUCCCAGGUAUCACAAGUGAUUCAGAAGUAUUCUUCCCGAAACCCAUCUGAGAAUACUUUUCAAGACUCUCGUUUAGCCAAGAACCUGAGGAGAAAAGUCAAAAAGCGACAAGCUGCUCUUAAAUCAACGUUGCUCACAAAAACAGAUUCCCAGUCAGUUGAUUCUAUUGAUGAUACAAAAUCAAGCAGCUCCGCAGCUAGUCUGGGGGGGAGCUCCGACAAAAGUGAUGAAUUGGUAGUCAGAAAACAAGAAAGCCAAGUGUCAACAUCUAGUAGAUUGAUGGACAAGACUCGUGAAGAUUUGUUUGCUAGUCAAGGAGAGAGCAGCCUGAUGAAAAGACAAGACAGUCAACGAUCGACGGCUAGCAGUAGUGGUGUGGACGAUAUUGAUGAGAGUUUGGAAGGCGAGAACAGUGCCAAUGGGAAGGCAAGAAUGACGGCAAGAGAUCGAUUCAAGACAUGUGCCAACUGUAACACCUUAAUUAAGGACAGGAUACAGCUGUGCUCUGGCUGCAAGAAGGUCGCUUAUUGUAAUUCUAUGUGUCAGAAAGCCAACUGGAAAACGCACAAGAAAACAUGCACAUAUGCUGCAAAGAAAAGAACCGGGUAGUCUAGACAGCUAUUAAUUUUAUAUAGAUUAGAGUGAGUAUAGAUAAUUUUUAUGGGCUAUAAUAUAUAAAUUAAUGGUAGAUAGAAUAUAAAAACUCUUCUGCCUGGCAAUUAUUUUGUACAGUGAUGCAUGCAUGUAAAUCUAUUUUUAUUUUGUUACAAAAUGGAUGUAGAAGAUCUAUAGAGAUCAAUGCAUUGA
Molecule: messenger RNA, 6507 nt
Organism: Halichondria panicea
Lineage: Eukaryota; Metazoa; Porifera; Demospongiae; Suberitida; Halichondriidae
Exons: 14
Coding region: 160-6309 (2049 amino acids)
Source: RefSeq, a predicted model, not a curated record